UCCUGGCUCUCAUCGCACGAUCCUUGUGUUGCCCUGGACAUGAGGGGAGGAGAGAAGGGGGUGGAGGUUUCAUGGGUGAAACAUGGCCGCUGCAGACCCAUCGAAGUCUCCGAACAGGGAGAAAACCCCCACGGAGGAGGUGGACACAUCUGGGGAGAAGGCCGAAGCGGCGGAGUCGGUGUGCAGCCUCGGGAGGGAGGAAGACGAAGCAGCGGGCAGCCCGGACGAUGAGCAGGGAGCGGAGGUUAGCGCCGCCGGAGGAGCAGACAAAACGACAUGCGCCUCACCAGAGGACCCGACAGCGGCUGGAAAAAUGGCCGAGGCCCCUGGCAACCGGCGGCGGGCGUUUGACUGGUCAGAGGCUGAGGAGGAGGAGGAGGACGGAACGGCGAAAGCGAACACGGAGGAAAAUAGAAGCGAAUCCUCUAAAASUACUACGACUGCUGAAGAGGUGAAGCAGGACAGGGAUGUUAAGGACGAUGCACGAAAGACAGACAGUGCAGAAAACUCCCACAAUGAGGAGAACAGAAGGGAGAAGUCGCCAGUUGUAAAUCUGGAGGGUGAAGCCAACUUUGCGGAGGAGAUGGGUGACGACGACGAGGCCGAGUCUACAGCUAAAGACAAAACGUGCCGUUGGGUGUGCAAGGAUUGUGGGACGAAGUUCAAACGUCGUGAGAUGUUCAACCUYCACCGCCACUUUCAUGCGCACGAAGAUGAGUUCACGCCCCUCACCUGUAAAGAAUGCGGCCUUACCUUUCAGCACCGAAGCAGCCUCAUUAAACACAGAAACGAACACAAAGAAAAGGAGGAGGCGCUGGUGGAGGAAGGUAAAUAUCAGUGUGCAGAAUGUCGAAGGGUUUUCGCUACAGUUCGUAAGCUGAGGGACCACAGCUGUGUCAGUACAGAAGAAAGGCCKUUCCGCUGCACCUUGUGCCGCCAAGAUUUCCAGUUUAAAGUGUCUGUCACAAAGCACAUGAUGACCCAUUCCCAAGAUUGUGUGUUUAAAUGUCAAGAGUGCAGUCAAACUUUCCCAAACAUCAAAGCCCUGAGCUUCCAUCAGAAAUCCCACUCUGCCCUUAAACCCUACGAAUGCCCCGAGUGUGGCAUGGUUUUCAAACACUACUCCGUCAUGGAAGACCAUCGCCGCAAACACGUAGGGAACAGGGGCUCUCACCUGUGCAACAUUUGUGGCAAGACUUUCAAAUACAGCAGCCUCCUCCAUCAGCAUCAGUACCUGCACACGGGUCAGAAACCCUUCCGCUGCCCUGAAUGUGGCAAAAAGUUUGCCUUCGCCCAGAACAUGAAGGCGCACUGCCGCCAACAUAGGUUGCGUGAAACCAACUCGAUCGGCGAGCCGCCCAGCAAACGGGCCCCCGCGCCCUUACAAGAUGCUGCGAAAGGACCUGGGAAAGAGAACUCGCACUCGAGUGAGGAACCAAAGCGUACGUUUAACUGCCCUUUGUGCCCCCAAACUUUCUGUCUAGCAGCAAACCUUAGAGCUCACAUGCUCAUCCACGARGCAGAGUUCGAUAGGCUGGAGAGGCCGCCUCGAUCUCCCAGAGAUCCCUGGGACAAAGGACACACGUGCCCCAACUGUCCAAGUGUUUUUCGGGAUGAAACUAGUAUGAAUAUGCAUCUGUUAAGCAUGCACAAGUCCGCCAGACAAUAUUUAGAAAGGAUGGCAACGCAGCCGAGUAAGAAUCUUCCUCCCUCGAGCGUUGAUAACGUGCAGGAGACGUGGAAUAGCGAAAGUCUUAAAUCGUACAAAUGCUCAGAGUGUGAAAAAUCGUUCCGCCACCGCUCCGUAUUAGAGCUGCACAUGCGCAUACAUUCCAAGGAAAAGCCCUACGUGUGCAAAGUGUGCGGCAAGUGUUUUCGAUUCGGUAGCUACCUGCAGCAGCAUCUCAUCAUCCACACGGGCACGAAGCCAUAUAAAUGUCCAGAUUGUGGCAAGGACUUUGCUUUCCUGCAGAACAUGAGAACACACCAAAAGCUGCACCAGGAGAAGCCGUUCCGCUGCACCAGCUGCCGCAAAGGCUACAGCGACGAAGCCCAGCUGCAGCAGCAUAUGUUGUCGCAUAACGGUGACAAACCGCAUAAGUGUGACCAGUGCGACAAGAGCUUCGGAUUAGCCUAUCUGCUCCGGGAUCACAUGAACACACACACCGGAGAGAGGCCUCAUCGCUGCGACGAGUGUAACAAAACCUUCUCCUGGUUCAGCAGCCUGCUGGUUCAUCAGAAGAUCCACGUUCGCAAGAAGCAGGCUCACAGCCAGUACAAUUCAUUCCCCGCGAGUGCUAGGAUGAGGGGCAGGGGAAGGAGAGGGGGUAGAUUUCUGUGGAGUUGGUCCAAACCCUUAGGAGGCUCAAAUCUGGGUACUCAGCAGCCUCUGUAUCCGCUUUCUCCACUGCGAGACGCAGAGUUGCACAGAAAAGCGCCACAACCACAACCUUCCGUGCUCCAGCCUCCUGUGGAUUUACAGAGCAGGCAGCAGAGUGAGUCGUGGCCGUCAGAGCCACACCCUCAGCCAGUGCAGUGGAAGGUCGACGGAGGCGAGGUGAUGCCGGUCCCGUCCACACAGCAGCAACACAGAGUUCCACAGCCGCCACAGACGCAGUUCGACAGCCCCGCACAGCUGCAGCAGAACCACCAGAGGAGCGCAGGCUGGGCUGAUAUCCCUGUGUUAACACAGUCAGGCCCGGUGUCGGCUCAGAGCUCAGGCGCACACAUGAAAGAGGCCAUGUCUUCUGUAGUCGGCUCUCUCUUACCAAAAAAAUCCAGCCCGUUGGCUGUGAGCGAGACGGUGCAGCACAGGCAGCAACAGCCUCCCACAUGGAGCAGCACGCCCACGUCCCUAGCGCUCGCUUCCACCAGCUCCGUGCAACACGAUUUCUCUGUCCCCUCGCCCUACAUGGAUGGGGCGGCCCUGUGGAGCGUCCGACCCGCUCUGCUAGCACAAAAUUCUCCAAAUAAACUUGGACAAGAACUGCAGCUGCCCCGGUGGCAGAGUGCCCCGGUGUCGUCUCAGAUGGAGCCGUCCACCCCUCCCAAGAAAGACGAGAGGAUGUGGGACAUGAGCGGUUCUCAAGGUAUUUCUUCGACUGUUACUCAGCCAGAGAAGCCGUGGAACGGCUGCGAGCCGCAAAAGCCAUGGGUUUCAGGCUUAGCGGUUGUAUCCACCUCAGCUCAGAUAGACCAAAGCAGUGCAAUGCCAAUUUCAACUCCAGUUUCCCAUGGGGUCACCAAYGCCUUGUGGGACAUCCAAACACCCCCAGGAAUUCCAAAGACCAUAAACUCCACAGAGAAGCUGGUGAAUACCCAAGAGUUUCAGCUGCAGCAAAAGCAGGUGUCCACCGGCUGGGGCAACAUGCAGCCAGCCACGCAGAAGGGUCCCAUCUCCAUCCAAUACGAGCCUCGUCGCUUCGGCCAGGGGAUGGGAACUCCAGUAUGGGGCUUCCAGAACAAUCCCGUGAAUCCUCAGACGCUGCUCUCUGCGCAGCUUAAAGCCGGCAGCGGGCAGGAGCUGCAGCAGCAACCGAUGGUAACGGGCACUCAGAUCAUCAUAAACCAACCUUCUCCCUUCUUCUCACCCCCGCUCGCUCCGCUCCCGCCGCCGCCUCUCGCUUUGCCCGGCCCUCACCCGCUCCACUCCGUCACAGUGGGCGCGCUUCAGAGACCCCCGCACCCGAACAUCUUUUACACGCCGCAGGCGGUCAUGAGCGAGAGGCCGCACAUACCACAGACCCUGACCCUACCUCAGCUCGCCCCGCAGACCGAACCCCACAAACUCGGCCCCCGCUUGCCUUUCGCCCCCGAACGGCUUCUCCAGUGCAUGAUAUGCGGGUGCUCGUUCCCUCGGGAGCUGGAUCUACAAAUGCAUUAUUUGCAACACGCGCAAGGAGAGAUAUGACAUUUCUACUGUAGUAACAAACUUUAGAUAUGUUUUUUUUAUAAUUGAUGCUCUGUAGAGCCUCAUUUAAUUGACUCUUUGUUGAAAAGCUAGACCUGGUAAGAAGGGGCUUUAGGAGAGAAACCUGACUGAGUUUGCAUAUUUGAUUUAAAAUGCAGUGUGUUUGAAAUAACAAGUGGUUUCACUGUCUUUACAUACAUUUCAGUUGUGUGGAAACAUUUAGCGGUGUGCAUAAAUGAGGUUCUACAGGCUAUAUUUCAUUUAUUGCCAAUAACAAUUAGGUUUAGAUAUUAUUAGUACUUUUAUAGUUCUGUUCAUACGUCUUGAACCAUUUGUACUGUGUUUCUUCAUGUUCAGUAUACUGUGUGCCUUUUUAUGAGUACAGUCUGCAUGUCUGCUGUCUUGGUAUUCUAGGCCCUAGUUUGUGCUUAAGGUAGAUUAAACAGUAUGACCUCACCCCAACAAAUGCAGAGCAGGUAUUUCAACAAUACUAUAAAAGCAUAAUGUUCUCCUCUUUUGGAAGGACCAAUGAGAUUGGUUCCAACAUAUGAGUUGAAGCUGCUCAAACACAAGUAUAAUGCUGCUUGUACUAACAGGUCCGUGGUCUGGSUCCAAACGUCUCUCCGGUAAAGUUGUCAUCGUGGUCAUUUGGUCAAAUCGUCUGCAAACGAAACAUAACGUGUAAAGUUUCUUUCAGUCUGAGAGUUUACUGUAAAUUUAAAAGUCUCAAAUUGAAAUCUAGGUUUGUGAGGAUUCGGCGCAACUACGUGGUUUACGAUGACACUGUUUUAAUAGUGAUCUUUUAAUAAACAAAACUUGGAUUUAUGUGAUGUUUUGUCUGUAAUAUUUGUUUCUUUUUUUUUACAUCACAAAGAUGUAAAAUGGGUCGCAUUACAUGAAUGUUUUACUCCAGUUGGUCCAGUCUACACCUCUUAACCAGAGUUACUAUUUCAGUUCAGGUUGUAUUGGGACAAUUCAAAUCACGUUCGAAUGCUUAAAUGUAUUUUUGUGAAUAAUUUCAUUCCAUAAUUGUAGAUUUAGCCAAGUGGAGAUUUUUCACGUCCUGUUAUAAAAAUGGGUGUUUGAGUAGUUUGACCGUCCAAAACCAACCAUUAAUUCACACAUUUCUUUUGUAAACAUUGAAGAUGAAAUCCYCUUGUUUGCACUCACCUUUUAAUAAAACCUUCCCUUCUACCUCUGCCCCACUGUUUUAGCAUGUAGUUUUUUUUUUUGCCCCAUUAUGUUUAUUGGAUCAAAUAAAACCCAUUUGAUUAUAA
Molecule: messenger RNA, 5187 nt
Organism: Austrofundulus limnaeus
Lineage: Eukaryota; Metazoa; Chordata; Actinopteri; Cyprinodontiformes; Rivulidae
Product: zinc finger protein 628
Exons: 2
Coding region: 83-3910 (1275 amino acids)
Biological process (GO): regulation of transcription by RNA polymerase II
Molecular function (GO): RNA polymerase II cis-regulatory region sequence-specific DNA binding; DNA-binding transcription factor activity, RNA polymerase II-specific
Source: RefSeq, a predicted model, not a curated record